Molecule: messenger RNA, 2214 nt
Organism: Solea solea (common sole)
Lineage: Eukaryota; Metazoa; Chordata; Actinopteri; Pleuronectiformes; Soleidae
Gene: plekhg2
Product: pleckstrin homology domain containing, family G (with RhoGef domain) member 2
Exons: 16
Coding region: 484-2214 (576 amino acids)
Molecular function (GO): guanyl-nucleotide exchange factor activity
Source: RefSeq, a predicted model, not a curated record
GAGCUUCCUCUGCGUCCCGUAGCUCAUCUUCAGUCCACGGAGUCGGUCGCAUCUUUCACCGGGAGCAGGACGCCAUGUCCGCCUGAGCCUCUGCUCCUCCUGCCGGGGACUCCUCUCCUCUGUUCGGAUACUCGCUGCAUGGACACUUUUGUCUUUCAAAGUUCUAAAAACUUCUCCGAGUGAGUUUUUAGUGGUGAAGUCAAGUGACCGGUGGGGGGUGAAACGUGCGCUCGUGCACUUUUGAGCGCGUGCUCGUGUCCGUUUGCGUGUGACAGGAGGAAGGCUGGUGAAAAAGCUCCGGGAGAGAGUGUUUUUGAGCCAAUGCGUCCGGAGCGUCCUGAGACAGCGCAGGAAGACCGGAGACUGGGUCGAGGAGACGCGGACGUAGGAGCUUGGGUCAGCGGGGUCUGCGGGGACGUUGACGUCUCCUGUCCCCCCCCCCCUCAACACCGAGAUUUCUACUUCCUGUGACAACUUCACAUCAUGCCUGAGGGGUCACGGCGUGGCAGCCAGCGAUCGCCCAGUACCACAGCCACCAAGCGUCCCUCCUCAGUCUCGUCUCUGAGUGGGAUUGUGGGUAGGAUGAUGUCGUCUGGCGACCGUGGAGCCUCGUCCUCCUCCUGCACCUCUGUGAACACCGUAUGCUCGGACGGCGAGCGCCCUGCCUCCCUCUCGUCCUCCACCUCCUCAGCAUCUCUUCACGAUGCCUCCCAUUCUUCCUCCUCCUCCUCCUCCUCACUGCCGUACGGUGCCGUGCCGACCUACAACGCCUCCUCGUCCUCCUCCAUGCCGAAGAGGAAUGGCUCAGACAUCAGCCUGGACCUCACUCCCUUGGUCACAACGCAAGGUGGAAGAGGAGGAGUCUGUGUCGCCAGGGCGACAGGAGCAGGCUAUUCUGCUGACGGACAUGUAGCCAAUGCAAGCGCAGCAGUGACGGCAGCCACGCCCCGGCAGCUUUCACGGCUGGAGAGAGUCGUGAUGGAGAUCGUAGAGACAGAACAAGCAUACGUCAGAGACCUGAAGAGCAUUGUUGAGGACUACCUCGGCUGCAUCAUUGACUGCGGCACUCUGCCCUUAAAUCCGGAGCAGGUCAGCACUUUGUUCUGCAACAUCGAGGACAUCUACGAGUUCAACAGUGACCUGCUGGAGGAUCUAGAGAGGAGUCCUCAUGCUGUGGCCAUUGCUGAGUGCUUCGUAGAACGGAGUGAAGCCUUUGACAUCUACACAUUAUACUGCAUGAACUACCCCAACUCGGUGGUAGUAUUGAGGGAGUGCAUGAUGAAAAAUGAAAGUCUAAUUCGCUUCUUCCAGGAGAGACAGACAACUCUGAACCAUUCAUUACCUCUUGAGACAUACCUGCUCAAACCAGUGCAGAGGAUCCUCAAAUACCACUUGCUUCUACAGGAACUCUCAAAGCACUUUGACAAGAGUGCUCCUGGAUAUGAGGUCAUCGAGGAUGCCAUCAUCACCAUGACAGCGGUUGCCUGGUACAUAAAUGACAUGAAGAGGAAACAGGAACAUGCUGUGCGGCUGCAGGAAAUUGAGUCACUGCUGGUGAACUGGAGUGGGCCAGACCUCAGCGGAUUUGGAGAGCUGGUUCUUGAGGGUUCCUUCAAGGUCCACCGAGUGAAGAAGGAGCGCGCGUUCUUCCUGUUCGAUAAGAUGCUUCUGAUCGCCAAGAAGAAGCUGGACCAGUUUGUUUACAGCACGCAUAUAUUCUGCUGUAACCUGCUGCUGGUGGAGACGCUGAAGGAUCCGCUGUGUUUCAAAGUGUCCGACCAGACGAUUCCCAAACAGCAGCACACUGUCCAGACAAAGAACCAGGAGGAGAAGCGACUGUGGGUGCACUACCUCAAGAGACUGAUAGUGGAGAACCAUCCUGCUUCACUCCCACAGAAGGCAAGACAAGUCUUGGGAGACAACUUCAGUCAAUCGCCUCAUUUUGCACAGGACAACCUGAAGAAGUCGUCUGCCUCCCCGCGACUCGACGACAUUCACGGCUAUCACAGAGGCAGACGCCAAUCAGGUCAGGAGCCUCCAGAGCUGCUGAUGUACACACCUGAAAAAUCCAGGAAGAGUCUGCCACUGCUGCUGGAAGGAAACCUGCCAUACAGACGCACCAGGAGACAGUCAGCUCCAGCUAAAGACAUUGAAGCAGCAUUUCAUCCCAAUGGUGAGAAAUUCUCUGAGUCACUUUUCAAAAAUUUAGUUUGA